AUGGAGGACGCGUCAAGCCAGAAGUCAGGACAGGGCAAAGAUGUCCUGAGCUCCCUCACACCAGGAGAGAGUCCUGCCAGCUUCAGACGUGUCAAAUUGGAGGAGUAUGAGCCUGCAGGCUUCAGCGCCAAGGAUCUCAUCCUAAAGAAAGCCAGAGAGGUCUGCACAUGCAAUCUUCAAACCAUUGUCACCUUCUUCUGCCGGCUGUUCCCAGUGCUGGAGUGGCUUCCCCAUUACAAUGUCAAGACGCAGUUGCUUGGCGAUGUCAUAUCUGGGCUCCUGGUGGGGGUGGUUGCCAUCCCUCAGUCCAUCUCCUACUCCCUCUUAGCUAGCCAGGAUCCCAUCUAUGGAAUCUACACCAACUUCUUCUGCAAUAUCAUCUAUGUCGCUAUGGCUACUUCACACCAUAACUCCGUGGGCUCCUUCGGCGUGCUGUGCCUGAUGAUCGGGCAGUCUGUGAACCAGCACCUCCAGCUAGCAGGGUACAGCGAUGACAGCACAGGCUCUUCGCUGGUGGGCAACUCCACCUCCUCCAGUAACGGGACGGCUGGCUGCGACAGGAGCUGCUACGCCAUCACUGUGGCCCUUUCCUUAAGCUUUCUGGUCGGUCUUUACCAGAUUCUCCUGGGGGUUUUACAGCUGGGCUUUGUGGCUGUCUACCUGUCAGAACCUCUCCUCAGUGGCUUUGUGACCGGCUCCAGCCUCACCAUUAUCACCUCCCAGAUGAAGUAUCUCCUGGGACUGAAAAUCCCUCGUCACGAAGGGGUGGGGUCCUUCAUCCUGACGUGGAUUGACCUUUUCAGAUACAUCCAGAACACCAACAUCUGUGACCUUGUUACCAGUCUGGUUUCUUUGGCCGUCAUAGUGCCUGUCAAAGAGCUCAAUGACCGGUAUAAGGAGAAGAUGAAGGCCCCGUUCCCCAUAGAGCUGCUGGUGGUGAUUGUAGCCACGGUAAUAUCGCACUACUGUAACUUUGGAGAGCGGUACAAGUCUGCUGUUUGUGGAGAUAUCCCCACUGGUUUCAGGAAACCCACUCUACCAGAUAUAAACCUGUUUUCCAGCCUGGCAGUUGAUGCUCUGCCCAUUGCUAUUAUUGGCUUUGCCAUGACUGUCUCCCUGGCAGAAAUUUUUGGCAAAAAGCAUGGCUACGCUGUCCGUGCCAACCAAGAGAUGAUCGCCAUUGGCAUGUGCAACCUCAUCCCUUCUUUCUUCUACUGCUUUGCCAGCUCUGCGGCCCUGACCAAGACUCUGCUGAAGGAGUCCACAGGGACCCAGACCCAGGUCUCUGGCCUGGUCACCUCCCUGGUACUGCUGCUAGUGCUGCUGUGGAUCGCCCCACUCUUCUACUCGCUGCAGACUUCCAUCCUGGGGGUGGUCACCAUCGUCAACCUGCGGGGGGGCCUGAGGAAAUUCCGUGACACCCCCCGCAUGUGGCAGAUCAGCAAGCUCGACACUGUGGUGUGGUGGACAACCAUGCUGUGCUCAACGCUGAUCACCACGGAGAUCGGGCUCCUCGUGGGCGUCUGCUUUGCUCUGCUCUGCAUCAUCUUCCGCACGCAGAGACCCAGGGCCACGCUCCUGGGCAAGGUCAGUGACACAGAAAUCUAUGAGGACCAGUCUUCUUACAAGCAGCUCAGCAGUAUUGCCAACAUCAAGAUCUUCCGCUUUGAGUCAUCCCUCUACUAUGCCAACAAGGACUAUUUCAAGACUGCUCUCUACCAGAAAACGGGGGUAAACCCUGUCCUGCUGGCUGCUAAGCACCAAAAGGUGGAGGCCCAGGCAAAUGCAGACAAAGGCAACAGCAAGAGUUUUUUUGGCACUAGGUUUGACUGCCUGAAACCUGCCAAGAAAAGGGCCGAGAGGCCUCCAGCAGAUACCCAUCUUCCCUCCGUAGAUAUGCACACCUUAAUUCUUGACUGUGGGGCAAUGCAGUUUAUAGACACUGCGGGUCUCUCUGCGCUAAAGGAGAUACACCAUGACUACAAGGAGAUUGGUGUCCAGUUGCUCCUGGCCAACUGCAACCCUUCCAUCCGCCACCGACUCCGAGAGGGAGGCUGGGCUGGCACGACGGACAGCGGUGGGGAGCUGGCUUUCCACAGCGUCCACCAUGCAGUGCAGUUUGCUGAGCAGUGGUUCCAUGCACAGCAGGAGGAGAGCAAGGAGAGGAAGGAUGCGCUCCUGGACCCUGAAGAACUGAGCUUCCAAGCAUCUUUGUAG
This is a messenger RNA of Pterocles gutturalis (yellow-throated sandgrouse), 2217 nucleotides long. RefSeq names its product sulfate transporter-like. Lineage: Eukaryota; Metazoa; Chordata; Aves; Pterocliformes; Pteroclidae. Gene Ontology annotation, cellular component: membrane. Gene Ontology annotation, molecular function: oxalate transmembrane transporter activity; chloride transmembrane transporter activity; bicarbonate transmembrane transporter activity. The record is from RefSeq and is a predicted model, not a curated record. Bases 1 to 2217 code for a protein of 738 amino acids. Gene Ontology annotation, biological process: transmembrane transport. The transcript has 2 exons.